AUGACUUCCAACACCAAAUCCGAGCAUCACCACACCGAAGCAAUGGCAGGCACUACUGCUACUACUACCACCACCACUGGCACUGGCACUGCCAAGCCUCGACGGGAACCCAGAGACACAGGGUUCCCUGAGCCAUUGAACAACCUCCGCAACACUACUCUUCCACACCCUGAUGCGGAUCUUUCACCAAACGCCUGUCUCACUCAAGAAGAUAUUGAUCCUGAAUGGUCACUUAUGAGAACCCGACGAUCCUUCCUAAGGAAGAAGAGACGCACACUCAACCAUGGACGUAUCACACCGACCUCUGAGGCUCUAUACAGCGCCUUUUCUCUGGUUCAGUCUGACAUCACAGACAACGAGAGCACGAGACAAACCAACUUAUCCUCGACCAGCCUCCGACCAUCUACGUCAAGCCUCCGACUCUCCAAGGACGAAACCGAUAGUCUCGCAUCAAGGAACACGAGGAGAGACGACGAGGACACGCCACCGACUUCGCCCGACGUCCCUACGCAUCGCUCUAAGAAAGGAGGAUUCCUGAGCAAGUGGCGAAGGAGCUAG
This is a messenger RNA of Fusarium sp. VM40, 558 nucleotides long. Lineage: Eukaryota; Fungi; Ascomycota; Sordariomycetes; Hypocreales; Nectriaceae. The record is from the annotation of a GenBank genome assembly.